ACCAACUUCAAGAAGGUUGUAUUACGCGAAAAAAUAUCUUUUUUUUAAGACAAGACAAAAAAAAAACUCAACAAGGAAAACUUGUUACCGUGUGUGCUACUAAUCGUGCAAAUCCUGUUCCCAAUUUCGUGGAUUACUUCCCUCAUUUUUUUUUAACAAAAAAGCAAAUUUUUGAAAAAUACCAAUUAUGAUUCUCAUUCAACCAACUCCAGCUCAACGAGUUUCCAUCCGUGAGGAACUUCGUGAGCCAGAAAAUCCUGCUGAUAUCGAACGGGAUGUAGGUCUUAUUCGAGAAUGGCUUCAGACACAACCUCAUCUGCCAAAGGAUAUGGACGAUGGACGUCUAAGGACUUUCCUUCGAGGUUGCAAAUUUAGUUUGGAAAAAGUGAAACGCAAGUUGGAUAUGUAUUACACAAUGAGGAAUGCAGUGCCGGAGUUCUUCUCCGAUCGGGAUAUUUCUAAGGAAAACUUAGCUGUGGUAUUGGAUUAUGUACAUUGCCCCACUCUUCCCGGUCUUACGCCCAACGGACGUCGGAUAACAUUCAUUAGGGCAAUAGAUUGUGAUUUCCAGCCAAACCAAGUUAACGAUGCCAUGAAGGUAGCUCUGAUGAUUGGCGAUAUUCGACUGUUGGAAGAAAAAGUUGGCAUAGCUGGAGACAUCUUCAUUUUGGAUGCUGCCGUUGCAACACCAACAAACUUUGCAAAAUUUUCACCAUCCGUUGUCAAGAAAUUCCUGAUUGCUGUUCAAGAAGCUUAUCCGGUUAAAGUGAAGGAAGUGCACGUGAUAAAUAUUUCACCACUGAUUGACACAAUAAUGAACUUUGUGAAACCUUUCGUUUCGGAAAAAAUUCGUAAUCGAAUUACAUUCCAUAGUGAUGUGGAGAGUUUGUAUAAAGUUAUUCCCAAAGAACUGCUUCCUAAUGAGUAUGGUGGCAGUAUUGGCAGCAUUACCGAACUUAAUCAACAAUGGAAACAAAAACUAGCCGAAUACACCCCAUGGUUUAAGGAGCAAGAGAAUUCGAAAGCUGAUGAAUCUUUGCGUCCAGGAGCACCAAAAACUCAAGAUGAUCUAUUUGGUGUUGAGGGUACUUUCAGGCAAUUAAAUAUUGAUUAGUACUCUUGAAAAGGAAAGAAAAAUCAAUUCUGUGUUAAUAAAAAAUUAAUCUAAAGUCAGUCUUGCUUAUUUUUGCUAAGCAAAUUCACUAAAAACAUAUUUAGAAAAAAAAAAAACAAGAUUAUUAAAAAAUAACACUCUCUUAUGAAUAUUUUAAUCUCUAGCACAUUUUAUUUGUAUGUAUUUGGAAAUUGUAUUAUGCACUAC
This is a messenger RNA of Episyrphus balteatus (marmalade hoverfly), 1321 nucleotides long. Its product is annotated as alpha-tocopherol transfer protein-like. Gene Ontology annotation, cellular component: membrane. Lineage: Eukaryota; Metazoa; Arthropoda; Insecta; Diptera; Syrphidae. The transcript has 3 exons. Gene Ontology annotation, molecular function: phosphatidylinositol bisphosphate binding. The coding region runs from base 188 to 1114 and encodes 308 amino acids. The record is from RefSeq and is a predicted model, not a curated record.